CUGCUGCAUGUCUUCCGACGCACUUGUCGCCGGCGCGCCGUUCGCGGUCGUUGGGCCUUGUCGCGUCGGGAGACCUCAGACACCGCUCCUUCCCGCAGCGCAAGCACUGCUGUCUACAGCUAUCCCCACCUUCGACGGGGGAAUCACCCAAUGGACCUCAGCAGCUCAGCUAGGUAACGCCAUUCGAAUCUCGUAUGCUAGCACGUCGCCUCAACUCCUGCGCCUCGAGCUUCCAUGCAAUUAGACCGUGCGACGCCCAUCUUCUUGUCCUCGACGACUAGAUAUCCUUCAUCCUCACGUCACGUAUACCCGCUAGAAAAGAUGAUAUCACCCACUCAAAAUCUGUGCUGGGUCGUCGCUCUGGUCUCCGCUCUGUUCUGUCUUCCUCUGGCCCUGGCGACAGACUGGAUUGACUACCCAUCUAGUGGACAUGCUACUAUGACUCACUACACUCUCCCCGAAAACUUCAUAGCCGCUUGUGGCUGUACCGCAGACAGUACGCACUACCCGACUGCUGCGAUGUCACAAAUGGCGUAUGGCAGCAGCACCGCGUACGGGUCUGGAUGUGGCCGGUGCUUUAACCUGACACUAGUGAACGCUUUUACAAGCGUUCCGCAAUUCUAUCCUCCGGAGGAUGAGCGGAGCAGCGUUGUGGUGAAGGUGACGGACCUAUGUCCGCUGGGAGGGAAUGGAUGGUGCUCGGCGACGACAAGCAAACCGAAUGCAGGUGGCGCGUACAUCAACUUUGAUUUAGCAUGGCCAUCUAGCUCAAUACCCGAUAAUUUCUUUCCAUCCAAUGUGACUCUAUAUGGCUUUGCUGACUUUGGCGUGUGGAACGUAAGCUACCAGGAGGUAAACUGCACACAAGAUUGGGAAGGGGGCAAGAGUGCCGCUGCGCUAGGCAGUGUCCCAGAAGGUGGGAGCGUAUGCUGUCCAGCGAAUCCAUCAGGCAAUGACACUUGCCCUUCUUACUCUGAUGCUAACGGCAUCCCCCCUUAUACCACAACUUCGUUGGCAGCGUUGACCGCUCCAUCGACAACUGCUGUACACGUCUCUCUGGCAUGCACGGCCAUCUUGGUCCUCAUAUCUCAUCUGCUAUAGCUGGGUUUGGACGAUAUAUUGAGGGUUUCUUGGUGAUAUCGGAGGUAGACAAUCUAUUGUUGUAUUUGCUAUAAUAAGCUCGCGGCCGAGCCGUCCGAGCACCGAUUUCAUCGGUCGUUCUUCCCAGUUGUUCCCCAUUUUGAUAUCAAGCGUGCGGUAGUUUAUCUUAGGUUCAGGAGGCUGCCGCGCCGUAGAUGAGGCUCAGGAAUAGAAGGGGUUGCUAGUUUCGGAGAGCUUGUGUCGAAUAGGCUUAAGGCCGGCGAGAACUCAAUUGACAGAGGUUUUGCAUGGGUUCAUGUGCUCUCCUC
Rhodofomes roseus is the source of this 1409-nucleotide messenger RNA. RefSeq names its product RlpA-like double-psi beta-barrel-protein domain-containing protein-containing protein. The coding region runs from base 235 to 1101 and encodes 288 amino acids. The transcript has 8 exons. The record is from RefSeq and is a predicted model, not a curated record. Lineage: Eukaryota; Fungi; Basidiomycota; Agaricomycetes; Polyporales; Fomitopsidaceae.